UCUUCGUCUCAGUUCCCUUCGCUUUCCGCUUUACACAGAGAAGAGGACAGAGGCGAAGAGAGAGAGAUGAAGCGAAGCUAUUGGCAUGGUAGUAGAGAUUGGCUAGGGUUUAUAAUAGGGUUUGUGUAUAUAUGCGAGUCAAUCUCACAAGUCUCUGCCUCAAUUCACGAGUACAAAAACGAACCCUUCACUGUUCAGUCGAAUGCUUUCUUCUUCCAUGGAGGCAGUGAAGUUCUCUACGCUUCCAACGAAGGCAGGUCCUUUAUUAGAUUCGAAAGCAUCAUCUUUGUGAGGACGAAAGAGUCCAGUGAUAAACAGAAUGAGAUGCAGACUAGGACUGGAUUGGUUGAAGCUAUUAUAGUUGAGGUAAAGGACAAGGAAAGGAUUGGAGGCGCUUUUCUAAAAUCUGAUGCAAUAUGUUGCAACCCAGAACUUUCCAAGGAUAGAUCCUGCAAGGUAGGGGAAGUUAUUAUUGACAAAAAGGUAGACAACCCUGAGUGGCCAAAACGCAUUCAAACCUUCUUCGAAGGAAAAAAUCAAGAAGCUAAGAUGGAUAUGCUAUCUGUUGAAAUAAACAACACUGGAAUGUACUAUCUUUAUUUCAUGUUUUGUGAUCCAUUUCUCAACGGCACAGUAAUUCGGGGUAGUACUGUGUGGAGGAACCCAGAAGGUUAUUUACCUGGCAAAAUGGUCCCUUUAAUGACUUUCUACGGAAUCAUGUCUUUAGUUUAUCUUGCACUUGGCUUAAUGUGGUUUUUACGGUUUGUCCAAUUUUGGAAGGAUAUUAUACAGUUGCAUUAUCACAUUACAGCAGUUAUUGCUCUUGGAAUGUGUGAAACAGCUCUCUGGUAUUUUGAAUAUGCAAAUUUAAAUGCCACAGGAAGCAGACCAAUGGGCAUUACAUUGUUGGCAGUAACCGUUACUGCUGUUAAAAAGACUCUGUCUCGCUUGCUUCUUUUGGUGGUUUCAAUGGGCUAUGGUGUGGUGAAGCCUACCCUUGGUGGUGCAACCUCAAGAGUACUUCUUCUUGGUGUGAUUUAUUUUAUUGCUUCAGAGGCACUUGAUCUUGUUGAACAUUUGGGGAACAUCAAUGACCUCUCUCAAAAAGCUAGAGUAUAUUUGGCGCUUCCUGUUGUUUUCUUGGAUGCUUGGUUUAUAUUGUGGAUUUUCUCAUCAUUGUCCAAAACACUAGAAAAACUUCAGAUGCGCAGAAGCAUGGCCAAACUUGAGCUCUACCGAAAAUUUACCAAUUCCCUCGCAAUAUUUGUGCUGCUUUCUAUUGCUUGGAUUGGCUAUGAGCUGUACUUCAAUGCAAGUGACCCAUUGAGUGAGUUGUGGCGAAUUGCCUGGAUAAUUCCAGCUUUUUGGACUCUGCUUGCAUUCUCUCUCUUGGUGGUGAUAUGUGUUCUUUGGGCUCCUUCAAGUAACCCAACUAG
Camellia sinensis is the source of this 1436-nucleotide messenger RNA. RefSeq lists its product as uncharacterized. Gene Ontology annotation, cellular component: membrane; Golgi apparatus. The record is from RefSeq and is a predicted model, not a curated record. Lineage: Eukaryota; Viridiplantae; Streptophyta; Magnoliopsida; Ericales; Theaceae. Gene Ontology annotation, biological process: transport.